GCGAUAGCGCGCUUCUUGAACACAGCCACUGCAGAAUGGCGUAUGGAUUAACUGCUUCCGGUCCACAGGAGUCACAACCGCAUCAAAUCAAAUCCUUUUGUGUUUACAUUUCUGUGUUUUGUUAAGAUGGUGAAAUCUGUGUCUAAUUGAAGAAGAUAUGUCUAAAUUAGAACAAUCAUUAGAUUCCAUAGAGUCUAAAAACAUAAAGAAGAGACCAAGAGUCUCAGAUUCUGAAGAUGAAGCAAUAGGUUUACCUACUAAAAAAGGAUCAGAUUGUAUAAGUCAACAGAAAAUGGCUAAAAAGAAUGCUGAAGCUGUUACAGAAAAAAAUGAUGGAGAAAAUAACCAAGUACAAAAUAAAUCAUUAAAGCAAGAAAAUGGGAGUAAAAGUUUUGCGAAUGAAGAUAAUUGUAUUACAGAUAAAACUAUCAAGAUUACAAAAGAAGAUAAUACAGAAAAUGAGAUUAGCUCAUCUGAAGAGACCAUAAGUACAUCUGUAUCUAAAGAUGAAGUAGAAAAAAAAGAUAUUGGAGUAACUGUAGAAUCAGAUAAAACAUUAGAUGAAGAAGAAAAAAUCAAUGAUGGAACAAAAGAGAAAUAUAUUUCUAAGAAUCGUGCUGUAGACACAGAAGUGGUAGAAGGAUUGGAGCUUUCAGUAGAAUGUGCAAGUGAGAAAGAAGAACUAAAUUCUGAAAGUGAAAAUGAAAACGAUAAAAAACCGAGAGCUAAAACAAUCAUUGUUAAAGCUGAACCAAAUGAGUCAGAAUUAGAAUGUAGUUCGUCAGAGGAGGAAAUUUUUUCUUCUCAAGAAGCCACCAAUACAUUAAAAAGAGAAAAGAGAAAAAAGAAAGGUUCACAGACAAAUUCCGGUAAAUUAACAUUUAAUGAAUCUGACGAUAGCCAAGAUAAUAAUUCCAGUGAAGAUUGUAGUUUAGAAACUAAAAAAACAAAUAAAUCAGUAACACCAAAAAAGUCAACAAAACGUUCUGUAUCCAGAAAAGGACAAAAUAAAGAUGUACAAAAAAAUGUCAGGAAGAAGAGUAACAAACAUGUAUCCGAUGAUAAAGAUCUAGAAGCGACAUUAACAGACGAAAAAGAGAUAAAAAUUAAAAAUAAAACAGAGGAGGAAUUAUCGAAAAGAGAAUCUUCCAUGAGUAACUCAGAAAGUAAUAAUAAUUCUGUGAAUGAAGAUACAUCUGCGAAACGUAAAAGGAAACGUAAUAGUAUUAAACCCGAGGAUAACAGUAAAAUACAAAAAUUGAAAAAAUAUUUAAAAGUUGCUGGCAUCAGAGUAAAAAGUUACGACGAUCUUUGGGCUGAUUGCAACACUAAUGUUGCAAAAAUCAAUCGAUUAAAGAAAUUGUUAGAAGAUAAUGGCGUUACCGGAAGACCAACAUUGGAAAAGUGUAAACUUGUGAGACAAAAGAGAGAAAGAAUAAAAGAAGUAUCCGAAUUAGAUACAUCUAACAUUAUAUCUGAAGGCCGUAUUACACGUACACAAAGAAAUAUUAAAAAUAAAAAGACGUCUUCAGAUACGGAUACAUCAACGCAACAUCACGAAACGCGUAAUAUUUUUAAACGAAUCCGAACUUUUGUUGACAGCGAUUCAGAAUAAAGUAUGGUAUGCU
Molecule: messenger RNA, 1628 nt
Organism: Pseudomyrmex gracilis
Lineage: Eukaryota; Metazoa; Arthropoda; Insecta; Hymenoptera; Formicidae
Product: HIRA-interacting protein 3-like
Exons: 5
Coding region: 158-1615 (485 amino acids)
Cellular component (GO): nucleus
Source: RefSeq, a predicted model, not a curated record